Messenger RNA from Nycticebus coucang (slow loris), 1421 nucleotides. It is a transcript of the gene EPYC, whose product is annotated as epiphycan. The record is from RefSeq and is a predicted model, not a curated record. Lineage: Eukaryota; Metazoa; Chordata; Mammalia; Primates; Lorisidae. The transcript has 6 exons. Bases 1 to 969 code for a protein of 322 amino acids. Gene Ontology annotation, molecular function: protein binding.
AUGAAAAUAUUAGCAAGACUUGUUCUGGGCCUUGUUAUCUUGGAUGCUCUUGUGGCUGCCCCAACUCUACCAUCCAUCAACUAUGACUCAGAAACCUACGAUGCCAUGUUGGAAGACCUGGAUAAUUUAUACAACUAUGAAAACAUUCCUAUUGAUCAAGCUGAGAUUGAAAUAGCUACAGUGAUGCCUUCAGGGAACAGAGAGCUCCUCACUCCACCCCCACAACCUGAGGAGGCCCAGGAGGAGGAGUCGGAGGAGGAAUCCACCCCCAGGUUGAUCGAUGGCUUUUCCCCACAGGAGCCAGAAUUCACGGGGGUUCUGGGCCCCCACACCAACGAAGACUUUCCAACCUGCCUUUUGUGUACUUGUAUAAGUACCACCGUAUACUGCGAUGACCAUGAACUUGACGCCAUUCCUCCAUUGCCCAAGAACACUGCUUAUUUCUAUUCCCGGUUUAACAGAAUCAAAAAGAUCAACAGAAAUGACUUUGCAAGCUUAAAUGAUUUAAGAAGGAUUGAUCUGACAUCAAAUUUAAUAUCUGAGAUUGAUGAAGACGCAUUCCGAAAGCUGCCUCAACUUCGGGAGCUUGUUCUACGUGACAACAAGAUAAGGCAGCUCCCAGAAUUGCCCACCACCUUGACAUUUAUUGAUAUUAGCAACAACAGACUUGGAAGGAAAGGGAUAAAGCAAGAGGCAUUUAAAGAUAUGUACGAUCUCCAUCAUCUAUACCUCACCGAUAACAACUUGGACCACAUUCCUCUGCCACUCCCAGAAAACCUCCGGGCCCUUCACCUGCAGAAUAACAACAUUCUGGAGAUGCAUGAAGAUACUUUCUGCAAUGUUAAAAAUUUCACUUAUAUUCGUAAGGCACUAGAGGACAUUCGAUUGGAUGGAAACCCUAUCAAUCUCAGCAAAACUCCUCAAGCAUACAUGUGCCUGCCUCGCUUGCCUAUUGGGAGCCUUGUCUAAUUUCAGAUAAUGUUCAGCAUUCUGAGGCCUCCCACAGCAAAACAAAUCUUACUGCUUUCUUCAAAAACAAAACUCAGUAAGAUACUUUCAAAAAAUUGUCUGAAAGAUUAUGUGAUUACCAAAAAUACAACUAUUAUGGUGAAAAUGUAGUUAUUUAAGAAAACACUAGAUGAGUUAGGAAUAAACCUAAAAGUUGUACAUAGAGUAAGACUAAGUGAUACAAAAUCUUUCACAGAUACACUUAUAAAUCACAUAAUAGCUUGCAAAUUUUAGAGGUUCAUAUCCUAUACAAUUUUGAAUUAAGUAAGUAAUAAAGAAGAAUUUAAAAAUAAACAGUUAGCUAUUUUGUCAAGGUUUAGAUAUUUUUAAUUGAACCUUUGUAUUUUUUUCAUGAAAGCAUGUUUUUUGCCCUAAUUCAUUAAAGCAUGAAGAAUAAAUGUAUUUGAAAAUUA